CAGCAUGAUGAAGAUGGUCAAUCAGCUGCUGGCCGGGGUGCACGUGCUGGCAGCAGCGGAGGCCAUGGCUCUAGCAGCGAGGGCGGGGCUCAACCCACGCAUGGUGUUUGACGUCGUAUCCCAUGCUGCUGGCAACUAGUGGAUGUUUGAGAACCGAGUGCCGCACAUGCUCAAUGACGACUACACCCCUCGCGGAGCCCUCAACAACUUUAUCAAGGACCUGGGCAUAAUUCUUGGUGAGGCGCAGGCGAUGGCCUUUCCUGUGCCCCUAGCUGCUGCCGCACUCCAGCAGUUCCUCACAGGCGCGGCAGCAGGACUGGGAAGAGAAGACGAUGCUGCAGUGGUCAAAGUCUAUGAGUGUCUUGCACGGGUGACAGUCUCCACUCCCCUCCCUUCCCCCUCUCUUCCGCCGUCCUCCACCCAUCAACCUUCCUAUCCACCGUCCUCCUCCUCCCCUCACGCCUCCUCUCCACCUCCUCCUCCUCCCCUCCUGGACCCCAGCAUCCAAUCAUAGCCCGCCUUGCUGGCGGUCCUGCUGCCCCAAUGGAGGGGCAGCCUGGAAGUUGUUGGGGGAGGGGAGGAGACAUUAGUGUAGGGAUGGGGGUACAAGGUUGGGAAGACCUGCCUAUAUAGACAACCCUCAAAUGUCUAAAUGGAAAGGUGCCUUGCUGAUUUCCCCCGCUGAUUCCCCCCCACCCAAACGCUACUGCUACCAAUUUUGUGGCCUCCUUCAAUGAACAGGGUUUGUCCCCCCCACCUUUUCGUUUUCCCUUCAUAUAGCAAAUGCAUCAUACCGUAGAUCACCCAAGAUACCAUUGUGCACUCACGCAUUCAUAUCGUAUUUGGAGUAGUAAGACUCGUAAGA
Closterium sp. NIES-67 is the source of this 865-nucleotide messenger RNA. The record is from the annotation of a GenBank genome assembly. NCBI's taxonomy places the organism in Eukaryota, Viridiplantae, Streptophyta, Zygnematophyceae, Desmidiales, Closteriaceae.